Messenger RNA from Siniperca chuatsi (mandarin fish), 4606 nucleotides. RefSeq names its product dual specificity tyrosine phosphorylation regulated kinase 3 (gene dyrk3). Gene Ontology annotation, molecular function: protein serine/threonine/tyrosine kinase activity; protein serine/threonine kinase activity; ATP binding. Bases 918 to 2729 code for a protein of 603 amino acids. Gene Ontology annotation, biological process: positive regulation of cell cycle G2/M phase transition; peptidyl-serine phosphorylation; cytoplasmic stress granule disassembly. The transcript is spliced from 6 exons. Gene Ontology annotation, cellular component: nucleus. Lineage: Eukaryota; Metazoa; Chordata; Actinopteri; Centrarchiformes; Sinipercidae. The record is from RefSeq and is a predicted model, not a curated record.
CCCGCCUGCCUGUUGUCUGCGUGCUCGCUAAGCACCGCCCUGCUCCCUCCGCUCGCCUGCUGACUCUAGGCUCAGCGAAGACGCCCUUAGCAACACCACACAGCUGCGUCGAAUAAGAUACUCCUACCGCAGGGAAGACGGAUUAAACACUGCCGCUUUAUUGUACUGAGUACAGGUGGAGCUUUCCUGCGAAGGCGAUGCCGCGGUUGUUUCUGCAGUUAACAUGGGGCUUGAGUACAGCUAGCGAGCUAGCCUAUUUUGGCUAGCCGUCCCCGAAGACCAGCGAAGCAGCCCCAAGCUGUCCCGAAGGAGGACAAAAUCCUGGGGGUUCAACGAGUGCUACCAUCGCUGUUUGCUAACUACAAAGUCAGCUAACCGGGAAUAAGCACGGGAAUGGUGCUCUGGAUCGACUCACUGUACCGACAGAGCAAGGCGAGGGGCACACGGGUCAGACCACCAAGCUGUAACAUUUGGACUCAAACUAUUUUUAACCGAGGGAGCGGCUCUCGGGCGGACGAGUGUUUUUGUGGCUGUGUGAGCUAGCUGGCUAGCUAACUGAGGGAAACGACCCCCACCGCCUGCUCAGGUUUUUCAAACUGCAGCCAGGGCUAAUGUUAGCCAGGGCGAGUGUGAGAGCUGCACACUGAACAUACAACUCUGUGGUUUUAUUAAAACAAGGAUAAAUUGCAGUCAAAGCCAAGAAGAAAGCUAGAUAACCCCAAGGAGAAAAUAACUUGAGUUCCAUCGGAACCACAACUCAAGGGCUCUCGGACUCCCACUUUUUAGCAAACGGCAACGUUUAUAAAUGCUAUUAGCUAAGUUUCUCACGUGACUGUAGUUUGAAUCUUUGUUUUCCACUUUUUUAUUCGGGAUUUUCUUUUCACUUCGGAUGCUGGCAUCACAUAUUAAUUGCAAUCAUGAUGAUAAUAAGCAGAAAACCAGAGGGCCCAAUAGCAACAGCACGGCAUGGCGAUGGUCUGUAUGACUCGUACAUGAGGACAGACCACAUCCUUAAAGACGAAGCGGAUACAAACAGUCCGUCCGGGCUGCCCCCUGUGCCCAAACACACAGUUGUCAGCAACAAGACUGUAAUGAGAGAUCAGGUAACUGUGCGAGGUGGCCAGCUGAAGGUCAAGUACCUGUAUGACGACUCCACCAACAACCGAAAGAUCAGUGCCAUAACCACAGCAACCACCCAGAACAGUGGGACCACUGGUCAGAUGCCCAGUAAAGCUGCCCCGGUCUCGAGCCUGUCCAAGGAGCGCAGUAUAGAUAGCACUGAAUCCAGUAAGGGCUCCAGUGAAUCCUCUGGCCCACAUGGAGUUGGGAAUGGAGGGAACAGUGGGAAGCUGUGUGGCCCUCUCACUCCUGAUCAGGCUCUGAGACUGUACCGAUCUCAACUGACCACCCUGGAGCAGACAGAGAUCCACUCCUACCCAGACAUCUACUUUGUGGGACCCAAUGCCAAGAAGAGGCCUGCCGUUGCUGGAGGCAACAACAACUGUGGCUACGAUGAUGAGCAGGGAGGAUACAUUCAUGUCCCCCAUGACCACCUGGCUUACCGCUACGAGUUCCUCAAGAUUAUUGGUAAAGGUAGCUUUGGCCAAGUGGCUAAGGUAUACGACCACAAACUACAGCAGCACCUGGCUCUGAAAAUGGUGCGCAACGAGAAGCGUUUCCACCGGCAGGCGCAGGAGGAGAUCCGCAUCCUGGAGCACCUGCGCAAGCAGGAUCGUAAUGGCACCAUGAAUGUUGUGCACAUGCUUGAAAACUUCACCUUCCGCAACCAUAUCUGCAUGACCUUUGAGCUGUUGAGCAUGAACUUGUAUGAGCUUAUCAAGCGCAACAAGUUCCAGGGCUUCAGCCUGCCACUGGUCAGAAAGUUUGCACACUCCAUUCUGCAGUGCUUGGAGGCACUGAGCAGGCACAGAAUCAUCCACUGUGACCUAAAACCAGAGAACAUCCUCCUCAAACAGCAGGGACGCAGUGGCAUCAAGGUGAUUGACUUUGGCUCCAGCUGUUUUGAACACCAGCGGGUGUACACCUACAUCCAGUCUCGUUUCUAUCGAGCUCCAGAGGUGAUCCUCGGUUCACGGUACGGCCUUCCUAUUGAUAUGUGGAGCUUUGGCUGCAUACUGGCUGAGCUGCUAACUGGCUACCCCCUGUUCCCCGGCGAGGAUGAGGGUGACCAGCUGGCCUGUGUCAUGGAGCUGCUGGGCAUGCCUCCGCAGAAGAUCCUGGAGCAGGCCAAAAGGGCAAAGAACUUCAUCAACUCCAAGGGCCACCCUCGCUACUGCGGAGCCAACACCCUGCCCACUGGUGCCACUGUGCUGACAGGGUCUCGCUCUCGCCGUGGCAAGAUGAGAGGUCCUCCAGGUAGCAAGGAGUGGAGUGCUGCGCUCAAGGGCUGCGAGGAUCCCACCUUUACUGACUUCAUAAAAAAGUGUUUGGACUGGGACCCCUCGUCUCGCCUCACCCCUAACCAGGCCCUCAGACACCCUUGGCUGUAUCGGCGCCUACCCAAGCCCCUACCUGGGACCGAUAAGAGCCAUGGGGCCACGGUGAAACGACUCCCCGAGCACCACAGCACCUCCUUCCCCUCUAUCCUGGCCAAAGGGGGGCCUGGCUUAGGCACCAUAGCUGCCAACAACAAACUGAGGAGCAACAUGAUUGGAGAUUCUGGGGAGGCCAUACCUCUUCGCACGGUCCUACCUAAACUUGUCUCUUAGAGAGAGAGAGUCCUGUAAUCUCCUCUUUCCUGCCACUUCUUCCUCCUCUGCACUCCUCAGGAGGAAUCAGAGUACAGGAGAAAGUGGAGCCUAGGUUUUAAAACUUGUUUGGUUGUUCUUUUAUUUGUUUUCUACUGAGAAGUGUCGACACCCCAGUUCCUGGUUUUUAAUACUAGCUGAACAGAGAGAGAGAGAGAGAGAGAGAGACAAUAAAAUAAGUUUUUAUACAAAGGAUUUCCUUGAGCGGCUGUGGAAUUUCUGUAUACAGCCAUUGAUAAGGUUUGAUUUAGAUAAUGCUUUUUAAAAACUUUGUUGUGUGAGUGGACAGCUUGGUAAAUGAGCAAAUGUUUUUAACCUGCGUGUGUUCUCACAUGAGUGUUUUAGCAAAACACACUCAAGCACACCUGCACUGUCACUUGCCUCACUUCACACUCUUUAACACCGAGUACGCCACCCUUUCUUGGCAAGAGAAACUUGAAAAGGGCUACAGAGAUUAAAAGAGUUCAGCCAACAUAAUUUAAUAGGAAAAAAAUAAUCAUGCUCCCAUGAUUGGACCCUAUACACACUGACGCAGUUAUCCCUCAUCUAUACAAAAUGAAUGCCUUCACACAGGUAAUGAGGGAUUGGCAUUAUGUAGUGAAUAAUUAGGAAAACAUUUUUUAGCAAUAAGUCUUCACUUCUUUGUCUUUUCUAAUUGCGCUCUUUUUCCUAUUUUUCCUUAUCCCUGGUGCUUGCAUGUCAGCUCAAUAUGUGACGUUAGUAUGUGUGCGUGCUUUGUGGUGCUACUGUGGGAGACAUUAAGAGGGCGUAGGACAACCUAUUUACAGCCCCCUCCUGCUCCUAACUCCCCCAUUUGAAUGAAAGGUGGGAGGGUUGGGCGUACAGUAGCGCCACUCGAACUGUCACAAAGGUAUCACCGUCACACUUGGUACUACACAAUGGGGCUGGCUCACAUAAACAGAAAGUUGGCUUUGGAAAGUUAAAGUUUGCAUGAAUGUCACCUGCCCACGCCCCUAGUUGGCAGUGGUGCAUUAAUCCUAAUGUAAGAAUAGUGCAAGGUGAGAGAUUAUGGGAUAAAAUGAAGGGCGGUAUGUUCAAUAUGAGCCAAGUUCUUUUUUUCUUUCAGGGGGAGAUGCAGAAGAGUUGACAGGACGGGUGACAAAGGAGGGUUUUUAUUGUACUGAAGAAAGAAGUGUUUCUCAGGGAGACAUACUUGAUACAUCCCUUAAUCUUAUAUUAACUGUGUUCUACUUACAGUCCUCAGUCCCGACUAUGGAUGAACAUGCAUGCAGUUCUGUCCACUGAGAGCGAGAGAGUAUGUAUAGAGUGUUUCUGCGAAGGGGGUCUGCAUGCUCCACAAUCUGACCUAGAUUCUCUCUCCUCCCCCACAAUCUCUUUCUCUCUCGUUUUCCUCACUCAUAUAGGGCAGGGACCCUCUUAAACUCACACAUAGUGUCAUAUAUAGUGAAUUAUGGUGCUGUCCAAAACGCGCACACAGACACGCACACAGAGACACGUCAGGUGCAUGUUGUAUGGACCACACCGCUCAUCGAGUUCUUUCUCUCGUCCCUCGUUUCCUUAAGUGAAACUGUCAGGGAUUUCUACUCUGUCUCCGUUUUUUUUUAUAGAAGUGGUUUCUAUUUCUAUUCAGUCCAGAAUAUCAGAGGAUGUAAAAUGCAAAAGCGGAAAAAGAGAAAGUUGUAUACUGUCAUGUUGUACUAGUGGUGUGCGUUAGUAGGAGGGUGUUUGGUGUUCUAGCAUGAAAUCACAACCUGUUUUCAGACUGAGUGACUAUGAGAAGAGAAACUGUACAGUAACCAAAUGAAGUUGUGAUAGUUUCUUUUUCUAAAGAAAAUAAAAAUUAUUAUUAACUGAAA